Messenger RNA from Lathyrus oleraceus (garden pea), 1967 nucleotides. Its product is annotated as cyanogenic beta-glucosidase. Gene Ontology annotation, molecular function: beta-glucosidase activity. The record is from RefSeq and is a predicted model, not a curated record. Lineage: Eukaryota; Viridiplantae; Streptophyta; Magnoliopsida; Fabales; Fabaceae. The transcript has 11 exons. Gene Ontology annotation, biological process: carbohydrate metabolic process. Bases 96 to 1607 code for a protein of 503 amino acids.
AAACUUUUCACUCUUUAUUAUCUCUUAGUCAAUGAAAUAGUGUGCUUCCUAUACUAUAAAGGCAAAGCAUAGUCAAGAAAAUAAUAAGAAUAAAAAUGGCAGUAUUUCAUAUCAACGUGUUUCUGUUACUCUCUCUUUUAACCAUCACCAUUGUUACUCCUAUGAAUGGUUUUAAACCUCUUGGUGUUCAUGAAGUUUCUGAUUUCAACCGGAGCAGUUUUCCCAAAGGCUUUGUUUUUGGAACAGCCUCUUCUGCAUAUCAGUAUGAAGGUGCAGCAUUUGAGGGUGGAAAAGGACCAAGCAUUUGGGAUAACUUCACUCAUAAAUAUCCAGAGGGAAAGCUUAGCGGAGGUGUAAAUCCUGAAGGAAUAAAGUACUACAACAAUCUCAUCAACGAAUUAUUGGCUAAGGGUUUGCAACCAUAUGUGACACUUUUUCAUUGGGACGUUCCCCACGCUUUAGAGGAUGAGUAUGGCGGUUUUUUAAAGCGUCGCAUUGUAGAUGAUUUUAGAGACUAUGCUGAACUUUGCUUCAAGGAAUUUGGUGAUAGAGUGAAACAUUGGAUUACUAUAAAUGAACCAUGGAGUGUGAGCAUGAAUGCUUAUGCAUUCGGAAAGUUCGCACCGGGUCGAUGUUCAGAUUGGUUAAAUCUGAAUUGCACAGGAGGUGAUUCAGGGACAGAACCAUAUUUGACUGCACACAACCAGCUUCUUGCUCAUUCUGCUGCUGCAAAUUUGUACCGGAUCAAAUAUAAGUCAUCUCAACGAGGCAUAAUAGGGAUUACCUUAAUCUCACACUGGUAUGAGCCGGCCACUAUAGCGAAGGCCGAUGUUGAUGCUUCAAAACGAGGUCUCGACUUCAUGUUUGGAUGGUAUAUGAAUCCGCUUACAAGAGGCGAAUAUCCAAAAAGCAUGCGAACUUUGGUGGGAAAGAGAUUACCAAAGUUCUCAAAAGAAGAGUCAAGGGAACUUAAGGGGUCUUUUGAUUUUCUAGGCCUAAACUAUUACUCGUCCUACUAUGCUGCUGAUGCACCUCACCUUCGCAAUGCCGCGCAACCGGCCAUACAAACUGAUUCUCUUAUUAAUGCUACAUUUGAACAUAAUGGCAAGCCUCUCGGUCCAAUGUCUGCUUCAAGUUGGUUAUGUAUUUAUCCAAAAGGACUUCAUAAUCUUUUGCUUUACACCAAGAAAACGUACAAGGACCCUGUAAUUUACAUUACUGAAAAUGGUCGUGAUGAGUUCAACGAUCCAACAUUAUCUCUUGAAGAAUCUCUCUUAGAUACUUAUAGGAUUGAUUACUACUAUCGUCAUCUUUACUAUCUUGAAACUGCAAUUAGGGAUGGUGUGAAUGUAAAGGGAUAUUUUGCAUGGUCAUUGUUGGAUAACUUUGAAUGGGAUUCUGGCUUGAGCUUGAGAUUUGGACUCGUCUUCGUUGAUUUUAAGGACGAUCAGAAAAGACACCCAAAACUUUCUGCUGAAUGGUUCAAGAAUUUUCUCGUUAAAUCUGUAGAUGUUUUUGAUUGGCUGCAUUUUGUGUUAAAACAAUUACUGUACUUAGAUGUCUUGACUGAUGUCAUGACAUGCUUAAGUAGUAUGCUGCAGGAUUAGCUAAUACAGGAUUUACUGAAUGUCAAACUGGAUGUUAUGACAUUCAUCCCUGACAGCAGAUACUGAAUUAUAGACUAAUCAGUUUUUCUGUUAUAGUUCAGUAUUUAGUUCAGGCUGAUUUUCUGUUAUGACAGUCAUUCAUAACAGCAGUCUCUGAAUGUCAAACUGAAUGUUAUGACAUUCAUUCCUGACAGGCCAGUUAGUUUUUCUGUUAUUUAUCACAGGCUGAUUUUCAGGAAAUUAAGAGCAGGCUGAUUUUCUGUUCUGUUAUGACAGUCAUUCAAUACAGGAUUUACUGAAUGUCAAACUGAAUGUUAUGACAUUCAUUCCUGACAGCAGAUACUGAACUAUAGGCUAGUU